Molecule: messenger RNA, 5966 nt
Organism: Heterocephalus glaber (naked mole-rat)
Lineage: Eukaryota; Metazoa; Chordata; Mammalia; Rodentia; Bathyergidae
Gene: Hcar1
Product: hydroxycarboxylic acid receptor 1
Biological process (GO): G protein-coupled receptor signaling pathway
Cellular component (GO): plasma membrane
Molecular function (GO): G protein-coupled receptor activity
Source: RefSeq, a predicted model, not a curated record
AAAGGGAGAGGAAAGCGAUGUGACAGGCAAAGGGUGUGGAGAAGAAGGUGGUGUUAGUCCUGGGAUGGAAAGGUAAGUGAAGGUAAGUACUUGUGUUUACAAGUAUCCCUGACCCUCUCGGGUAACCUGGAGUGAAGAGAACUUGCCAUUUAGCCUAGUGUGGUGGUGGCACACACCUGUGAUCCCAGCAUGCAAGAGGCUGAGGCAGGAAGAACGCUGCGAGUUCCAGGCCACCCUGGGCUCCAUAGUGAGACUCUUUCUCAAAAAACAAAACAAAAAAGAUUACUUACCAUUUGGGCUGGUUGUGUAGCUCUGUGCUAGACAUCUUACCUGCAUGUGCCAGCCACUGAGUUCGAUCCCCGACAUGGGGGGGUGUUUACCAUUUGCAGGCCCUGAUUCUGUGCCUUUCCUGCCAAGAGCUCGGGAUUUAUCCUCACGGAGAACUGGAUGCAGGUCCUGUUGAUGCCUCCACUCAUUAGAAGUUAAGAGACAGGGCUGGGGAUUUAGCUCAGUGGUUCUACUGCCUGCCUCAAAAGCGCAAGGACCUGAGUUCAAUCCCCGGUACCAAAAAAAAAAAGAAGUUAGGAGACUAACAAUGGGGUGUGAGGUAAAGGCGGAGCUGGCCUGAAGCUCCUUGUAUCUCAGCCCAAGGAAGGUGACCUGAAACCUGGAGCAGAGCUGACAAAUUCCAAAGCCCACAGGGACCAGACAUGGAAGACGGAGCCAACUGGAAGCGGGGUGAUGGGGAGGGGGGCCCGUGGGGAACUGCAGAACCCAUGCUCCUCAGUCCUAGGGGCAGCAGCCCCCAUCCAGUGUGGCAGAGCUCCCGAUGUUCUCUCUCUCUCUCCACUGCCCCUCUCCGGGAACUGAACGGAGGGAGCACUGUGAGCUAUGUGCUCAGCCUUUUUUGUUGAAAAGAAGGCCAGGUUCUCACUCAGUUGCCCAGGCUGGCCUUAAGCUGGUGAUCCUCCUGUCUCAGCCUCCUGAGUGGCUGCCAUUACAGGCAGCGUCACUCUACCCAUCAGAUCUUCUAAAUUUCUGAAAGAAGACAGAAGUUGGGUUUCCAUAGGGCUAUUCCAGAUUUUCAGAACAUGUUGGCCAAACCAAAGUGGUCUUUGAACCAGAUAUGACCCACAAGCCACCAGUCUGCCACCAUGACAGACUGGAAAGGGGAAGUGGAGGCUUUGGAAUGAGAAAAGGAAUUCUUCAUGUGGGGAAUGUAAUUGGCCUGUUUGGGAUCCAGCACUCAGGAAAGGUCGGUUUUAAUCAGCAUUUAGAAGAAGAAGGCCUCUGCAUUCUUUCACUGUGCCCUCCCCAAGCUUCUUUCCUAAAUUGGGAGCUGAAAGGCCUAGGACAGAUAGAUAAUCUCUAAAGCCGAAGGACAGGAAAUUGUAGCAAAACCCCCAGCUUUUCACACAGUCUAAUUUUACCCAUGAUUAUUUUAUUUUAUUUUUUGGUACUGGGGCUUGAACUCGGGUCCUUGCACUUGUAGGGCAGGUGGCAGAACCACUGAGCUAAAUCCCUGGCCCAUGAUUAUUUUAGAGACAGACUCCUUGAGCAGCUCCCAAGAUCCUCAUCCACCUUCACUGAGGAGCUCAGCAACUAUUAAAAUGUAAAGCAUACACAUCCCAGACCCAGGACUCUGGGAGGCUGAGGCAGGAGGGCUGAGGGUGAAGCUCAGUGCAAAGGCCCUGGGUUCAAUUCCCAGUAUCACAACAAAAACAAAACAAAACACCCACACCUACCAUGAUGCUCAGCUCCUUGGAGCAGCCAAUGGGAAACUCAGAGCUGAAGGCUCUUUUUGCAAAAGUCUUAGGUUCUGCUUCCCAGCACAGGGGGGACCCGGCUCCCUAGGAGGCAGACAUGUGAUGUGAGCUUUGCUGUUUGUACAGCUGGUCACCUGGGUCCAGAGGAAGCAAAGGCUGGGGAGGUGGAAUGGAGGGGAAGAGGGGUGACAGCUUCGAAGAAUUUUUCUUUUUUUGAACCAGGGUCUCAUUAUAUAGCCUGGGCUGGCCUCAAAUUCACAGGAUCUUCCUGCCUCAGCUUCCUGAACUCUGUCAAAGAAUUUUUUUUGUUUGUUUUUGUUUUUGUUUUUUGGUACCAGGGAUCAAACUCAGGACCUAUGCGCUAAUGAGGCAGGCGGGCGGAACCACUGAGCUAAACCCCCUGACCCUUGUCAAAGAAUUUUUUUUAACACCCAACAGAUGUCAGGCUUCUCCCGGAAGAUCUCCCAGUUUCAAGUGCUGUGCUUUUGGGCUCUGGAAGCGGCUGCAGGCUGAGCCUCCCCUCUCUGGCACCAGGAGCGCCCCCGAGGGAUGGAGAGAGGUCAGGGCAGUCAGGCGAAGGUUAGGGAAGGAAAGCGACUCCAGGAAAUGUUUGUAUUUCUCCACCAGGAGGGAGGACAAACAAGCUUUUUUCCUGCCUGCUGGGUAGCUGUGUGCACUCUCCAGCACUGAGUGAGUCUGGAGGAAGAGAGAAACUACAAAUACAAAUUACCUGGGUCUGGGCCCAGCAACUCCUCCCAGGCUUGAAUCUCCUCGGGACCGGUUGCUUCCCAGAAAAUGAGGACUUUUUGUGAAACUGGUGCAUCUCGAAGCCUAAGCCGGGCCCGGCCACAGGCUGUGCCUGUCGGGGACACAGGCAGCUGGUGACUCAGGCUAGGGAGCCAGGACCUCCUGGGGGCUUUUGUUUUUCAGGCUGCAGUUUCCCUGCGGGUGCUGUGGCUGCACUCACCCCUAUGUGCUCUGGCCGCUCCCCUGGGCACCAAAGUGGAACCCACCAGCUAAGCCAUCGGUGGCCUCUCCGGGACUCCAGGAGCCACUCCGCACACAGGACACCUGCUGUCUCCACCAUGGACAACGGGUCGUGCUGCCUCCUCGAGGGGGACCCCAUCUCCAAGGUGAUGCCGCCGCUGCUCAUCCUGGCCUUCGUGCUGGGAGCCCUUGGCAAUGGCAUCGCCCUGUGUGGCUUCUGCUUUCAUGUGCAGACCUGGAAGCCGAGCACUGUUUACCUUUUCAAUUUGGCCGUGGCUGAUUUCCUCCUCAUGAUCUGCCUGCCCUUCCGGACCGACUACUACCACCGACACAGACACUGGGGCUUCGAGGACGUGCCCUGCAGGCUGGUGCUCUUCAUGCUGGCCAUGAACAGGGCCGGGAGCAUUGUGUUCCUCACGGUGGUGGCUGUGGACCGGUACUUCAAGGUCGUCCACCCCCACCACGCACUCAACACCAUCUCCAAGCGGACCGCGGUGGGUGCCGUGUGUGUCCUUUGGACCCUGGUCAUCCUGGGGACCCUGUACCUCCUGGUGGAAAGCCACCUGUGUGUGCGGGAGAAGGCCAUCUCCUGCGAGAGCUUCAUCAUGGAGAAGGCCAACGGCUGGCACGACGUCAUGUUCCAGCUGGAGUUCUUCCUGCCCCUGAGCAUCAUCCUCUUUUGCUCCUUCAAGGUCGUGUGGAGCCUGCAGCAGCGGCGGCGGCUGGCCCGACAGGCGAGGAUGAGGAGGGCCAUCCGCUUCAUCACGGUGGUGGCCGCUGUGUUCGUCACAUGCUACCUGCCCAGCGCGCUGGCCCGACUCUACUUCCUGUGGACAGUGCCCUCUAGCGCCUGCAACGCGUCCGUGCACAUGGGCCUCCAUGUCACUCUCAGUUUCACCUACCUGAACAGUGUGCUGGACCCUCUCGUCUACUACUUCUCAAGCCCCUCAUUUCCCAGAUUCUACACCAAGCUCAAUGUCUGCGGCUGGAGACCCUGGCGACCGGGACCAGAGCCUCUCGAGCCGAGGGAGCUCCCAGCUUCCAACCUGUGUCGAAAGAGUAGCAUCACUGUGGCACACAGUUGCCAAAGCCAGCUGGACACCCAGUGGGAACUGCAAGUGUUGAAUGGCACUAACACAGACAGGCCAACGGCGUCGAGGGGGACAGAUGGGCCACCCUGAGUUAACCCGUGCCCGUGCACGGAGGACUUGGAAAAUGCUGCCGCCCUUCCGUAGUGGUGUCCUCCUUCCCUCCUGCGGGAACUGAGAGCCACGUCCCUCUACCUUUGUGGAAGGUUCCAGUAGACUGACGUGAGUUUGUUGUGUUUCUGUGUUCUGACUGCAGUGGCAGGACAGCGUGUGACAUGGAGGAUGGGUGCGUUGGUCGGGGAUUGCUCGGCCCCUGGGUCAUUUUUAGCGGCGGGGGAAAUGGUCUGCAUUGCUCUGGGGGGAGCUAGUGAACUGAAUGACUUCUCGGUAUUUCUUAGCCUCUGACCCUCAGUACUUAUCUUGGGAAAGAGAAACUGGACCAAGUCCAUUCUUUGCUUUCGGCUGAGCGAGCCUGUCUGGACUGGGUCAUCUGACUGCUGUUGCCCAUCUUCCUCGUGCCCCUCUGUUCGUUUCAUUGCCAACGUUGUGACUGCCAGGCAGCCCAGGAGCCACAGCAGGAUGAUCUUGCCUUCACCUCCGAGCGCCCACAUUUUUCUGCAGAUCCUUACAUUUCAAAGGUGGUGCUGAGGGUUAUGUUUUCCUGCCCUGGUUCCUCCACGGGAGCUGAGAGCUUGAAAAACAAAUCCCUGUCGGCCUUUGAGUUAUGCUAAGUCCAACCUCACUGCUUCUGGCUGCUUGGUAUGUGAAUGUGGACUGGACUUGUUCACUCGUUUUCCAAGUAUUUACUGACUUCAGCAUCGGGGGCCAGGCAGGAUCCUUUUUAUCUGUAGGACCAUUGGGCAGCUUUGUGUGACAGCAGCUUUGGGGGAGCAGAGAUGUUUAAGGCCUUUGCCCUUUCACUGAAUACGGUUUCUAGACCUGCUCUGUGCACACUGCGGGAUUCCCCUCUCACCGCAGGACCCCCUUAGGCACCCGCAUUUCCCAAAUCUGCUCUGGAACUCUCAAAUCCAGAUGAUUCCAUGGGAUGACAGGCUGCUCCUGCCCUGAAUUCAGGGAAAAUGUUCCGCCCUAAACCUGGCUCCAUUCUCCAACUGCAAAGCGGUGAAAGUUGCCCUCUCCGCCUGUAUUUCUGUUCUCCAAUCCCCAGGGUACGCUGUCCACACUGGACCUUGCCAACCUUUCAUUCUUUUGCCUCCAAACACCCUCUAGGCUGUCUCUGCCGGUUCCUUUUCAGCCUGGCGAUGAAGUGUGGCCCACAGAAGUUAAGGUAGAUUGGAUCCGAAUCCCAGCUCAGCCACCAUGCCAUGUGUGAUCUUGGGGCAGACCUUUUUUAUUUUUUUGGACUGGGGAUCAAACUUGGGGCCUUGCACUUGCAAACUGAGCUAAAUCCCCGGCCCUGGGGCAGAUUUUAUUUACCCAUUUUCAGUUUCAGUUUUCUCAUGUCACACACAGGUAACAAUAAUACUGACUUCACAGAUUCAAGGAAUGUAGAGUCCUGAAGCAUAAAGGGACCAUUAUGUCCAGAAAAACACCGCCAUAUAGCAAAUGCUCAUUAAAAGACUUGUUGAAUGAAUGUAAGAAUAAGUGCAUGUAAAACCAGAAGCUCUGUGUUUUACAUAAGUGUUCAAUGUUAUGACUUAUUACAUUAACACAUUUCACACAUAAAGAAACUGACGCAGAAACCGGGUGUGGUGCAGCAUGCCUGUAAUCCCAGCACUCGGGAGACUGAGGCAGGAGGAUUGUCUUGAGUUCAAGGCCAGUCUGGGCUACAGAGUGAGUUUAAGGCCAGCCUGGGCUACAUAGCGAGACCCUGUCUCAAAAAACUAAAAAGAAAAAAAAAAAAUCCACACUGAGGGACAAGUGAUUUCUCUUGUGGUUCAGAGUCCCUAAGUAGCUGCUUCAUUAUCACAACCUGGAUUACCUUAUUCCCCAGCUACCCAGGAGGUGAAGCCAAGGGUUCUGUGAGUGUCUAUGGACAACGUGUCUUCUUAAUAGAAAUCUGUGAAAAUCCAUGCUUCUGCUUUUAAUCUAUUCUUAGUUACAGUUGUUUCCUCGGCCACUCCUUUGUUGCUUCAUCUUAAUAAACACGGUUUUGAAAGAACAC